Messenger RNA from Caenorhabditis angaria, 4046 nucleotides. The record is from the annotation of a GenBank genome assembly. Lineage: Eukaryota; Metazoa; Nematoda; Chromadorea; Rhabditida; Rhabditidae.
AUGCACAAUUUAGGAAAUUCAAUAAUACCACCGACAAAUAUGACGCCUGCAGAGUUUUCACAAAGAGUUCUUUUUGAACAGGUAACAAUUCUGAUAUGGUCUAUUUUUUGCUUGAGGUGUUUUUUGUUCUCACUUAUUUUUAUCAUUUUUUCCUCUCUUUAUAUUGAAAUACAGUUUCAGAUGAAAGCAAUGCAAACAAUGUAUAGUCUCAGUUUGAAACCGUAAGUUUUCCUUUAUUAAUUUUUUUGGAGGAGGAGUCUGAUUCUAUAAUCACAAAUAGUGACUUGUCAUAUUUUUAAUUUUAUUAGUAAACAGGUCUAAUAAUUUUUGCUUCUUCGAUAAAUUUUCAAACCUUCCAAAUCUAAAAAAUCCAUCUGAACUUUAACGCCACAUUUUUCCAAAAAACUUGAAAUCAUAUGGUUUUUAAUCCAGACUCCUCUUUCACCUCAAUAAAAAACUUUCCCAGGUAAUAAUUAUGAUUAAUGUGUGCUUUUAGCGAGACAACAAACACCGUCGGCAGUUCUACAACAUAUGAUAAAAAUGGAACAGCCGCUGCAAAACUUGCGGCUACCACUAUAUUUCCAACACAUUUUCUGGCGGCUGGUGAUUUACAAACUUUGGCAGCUUCUGCUAUGAUCGACAAAUCUGAUAGUGUCCCUUCAACUUCUGCCACCAAUGAUAUUUCUCAAAUCGAAGCUGCUACUCUAGGCAAUUUAUUACAUCCAAAAGCUGUACACGGUUUAAAUUUCAAUGCGAUGAAUGUAAGUAUUUUUGGGAUUAUCUUUUGAUAAGAAAAGGGAUUAUACGUACACAUGCAUAUUUUCUUUUUUGUAGGGAUUAGCUGCUGGAAUGUUUCCAACUGAUGAUUGGAUGAAAUCAGUACAACUAGAUACAUUUGCUGAUAAAAAUAAUGAGUCUCAUAUUGCUCGACCAACUCCAAUAAAUGCGAUUCCAUCAACAUCUCAAACAUCUUUUAUUAAUAAUACACAAUCUCUGACGUCAGCAACAUCAACAGCAACUAAAGAAUCUGUAGAAGUAUCAAAGGAAGAUGAUCUAGAAGAAAUGUUUGGACUAUCAAAUUUGGAUGAUGGUGUUGAAGCAGGUCCCACUGAUAUGAACGGAGGCUUGAGUCCUGUUCAAUUCACCCCGCCAGAUUCACCAACCGAAGCGCUGACAACCGAUUUUUUAUUUGGAUUGGAACCAGCGAGGACAAAUUCAACGCCAGCUUCUUGUAGCUCACAACCAAGCACAUCUGCAGCUCCAGCUUUAAAUAAUAAAGAAGAUCAAUCAUCUGAUGGUUUCAAAGUUCCUGAAAUUCCAGUUAUUGAUCCCUCAUCAAUCACUCCGCCACCUAUAAAAGAACCCAUUUAUGGUAGAAAAUUUGUCAAAAGUAAUAAAGUGAGUUUUUCUAGGAAAGAGAUUGUGAAAGCUAGAUUACGUAGUUCUAAAAUUUCAAAAUACUAUUGACGAAGAUGUGGUUUUUAGUUUAAUAAAGUUUUUCCGAAUUCUAAAAAAAUUAAAGUUCAAAAUAUUUUUCAAAUUUAAUUUUCAUAUUUUUCAAAAUUGUGCCACAUUCAAAACUCAAAAUAAAUUUCCGGAUUAUGAUUUUUUUUGAAUCAAUGUUCUCAUUUUUCCAGGUUCCUGUAUAUAAACAAAAACUCAAUUCCAUAUUUUCAUCAAAUGAGAAAAAAGAAUCGAAAGAUGAUUUCGAUGCUUUCGAAUUUGAUGACGAUGAUGUUGAAGAUACAUUGAAACCCCAAGAAAUCAAAGAAAAAGAAAUUGAUGUAAGUUUUCCUUAUCUAUCAAAAAAAAUUCAGAAUACAACAAUUUUUCAGAUUUAUGCACAAUGUGAUGCAAAAAGUAAAAAUGUUUAUGUGCCUGGUAUAGGAUUUGCAAUUUCACAUGAGCCACCACCACCGGUAGGUUUUUCUUCAAUUUUUUCCAGAGCAUUCUCUGAUUCAAACUGUUUUUUAGCAAGAUUUGUGGAGACACGUUGUUCCUAAAAAGCGACACCAUGGUGAAAAUAAUAAAGGUUUACCUGGAUCAAAUCUUCUUCCAUCUUCUGCAUUACACGAAGCCCAGCUAGCAACAAGAAUGGUGGAUCCGGCAAUUGUGACAUUGGCCGAAUCAAUAAGAUUUCGUAGAAAUCAAAGAAUAUCUUGUAAUUUUUUGAAACCUGUAUUGAGCAAUGACACUGAUUGCCCUAAAACAAAAGUGAUUUUAAAAGUAAAACGAGAUGAGCCAGUUAUACCAAAAAUGAUUAUAAAAAUAUCGCGAGUUUUGGAAACUCUUGAAAAUGGUGCAACUCGAAAGAAAAAGAAGAAGAAAGGAAGCGAUGAGGAAGAUGAAAUUGAAGAUGAUGAUGAUUAUGAAGAUGAUUGGGAUAUUGCAGCUACAAUGAAAAGACGGAGAAGAACUUCUAAAAAGAAUUAUGAAUUACGAACUGUUGAUCCAGAAGAAGCUGUUGAGAAAGAAAUUGAAUAUGAUUAUCAUCAUGGUUUAGGAAUUUCAAAACAUACUGGUCGCAAAGAAAAUACAGAUUCUGUCAAACAUCGUUUGAGCAAAUUUGGUUCAGCUGAAGGAUUUCUACCGGUUUGUUUUUUUAUCAUAACAUUAAAAUCAUUUAACAAAUCGAUGUUUUUCAGAAAGGAACAUAUGUGGUUUGCAAAGCUGAUUUAUUGAAAGAUGAUUGUGCAUUGUGGCGAGUUGAUAAUCAAAACUUGCUUCAAAAAUUUCCACCACGAACUGAUCUUAUUGCCAACAAACUUAUCUAUAAAAGUAGUAGCACUGUGAGUUUUUUCAAAAUCAUUUUUCGAUAUCAUUUCAAAUAUCACAUUUAUUCCAGUAUUCCGGAUGGUGUGAACAAAUCUCCAAUCAAUACUUCCGUGUUUCCGUCAAAGUCAUCAAACAAAAUCGGUCUGAAACAACGAUUGAACCAGAAAUUCCGUUGGGCGAAUUGUUCCCUGCAAUGUCGGAAGAAAUGUUGAAGAAUCCAAGAACGGUUUAUAAUCAAGAACCUCCAAAACCAUUUGAUGAAACCAUUUUGAACCGGGAUAAUCAAAAAAUUGCAAUGCAUACAUUAAUGGUUACAUUAUUAAAUCAUGCAUUGACUAUGGAUUAUUUACAACAAGUUCAAGAAAAAAAUGGUAAGUUUUUUUUUCUGAAAAAAAACUAAUUUUAUUAAAUAAGUACUACUAAUGCUAAUGAAUUAGUUAUGUGCAAAAAAAGUUGAUCAGAAAAAAUGAUUUCUGACACUAAAUUAAAGUAAUUGUUACUUGGUGAGGGUUAGAAAAAUGAAGAUUCUUGAAUCUGGUUUCUCAAUUCUCUCGAUUCAGAAGACACAAAAAAACAUAAAUUGCAAAUUAAAAUUUGACCAUCUCAUAUUUUCUCAGAUUGGACGUACACUCGAUCAGUGACUGAAAUCGAACAAGCCAAUAGUGAAUCAGUCACUCGAAUCCGCAAACGUGUUCACAUCACCGAAUACGUUGAUUUUUUGAUUGAUCAAUACACUCGAUUAAUCGCUUUAUCAUCGGACUUCUAUGAUUUAACACAGUGUCAAAUUUGUGGUCGUCGAAAAACCAAAAUGGUUCUUCAAUUUUAUGAUCGUAAAUCAUAUGAUUCGGAUACACUUCAGUUCAAUUUAGAAGACAUGGAAGAGUUUCCAGAGGACAUUUUACCAUCAUUAGUGAGUUCAAUUAAUUUGUCAAAGUUUUUGAAAAUGAAGAAAACAAACUGAAACUAUGAACAUAUGAUUUGUUUUUUCAGGAUGUUUAUGCUUGCAAAAAAUGUGGAACCGCUACAAAUUAUUUGCACAGAAUCAAGCAUCUUCGACUACAUUUAUUGAGACAGUGUGAAGAAAAGGUUGGUAAAAAAAGUCCCCAUUUAAAAAAUAAUAAAAUUUUUAGCUCGAAUUGGUUGGCACUGAACAUAUCGAAAUUGCUCCGGAACGAAUUGUGGAAAUUGUGAGAAAAGACAAACCAUGGAUUGCCGGAGUGAUUGCGACUUACUGUGAAAUGUGGAAACAAAUCAAGCUCGACUUUGAAUAG